UGUUGAGGAUCUCUUUACUAUAAUUCAGUUUUGUUAGUGUUUUUUUUUACUGUAGGAACACGCAAAUGGGCAAGUACUGCUAUCUUAAAUGUUUAUAGAACCCAUUUACAUCUUUUUCUCUAUUUAUAAAAAUCUGGUAUCUUUUGGGUUCUAUUGGUUUGUUAAUAAACUUUUGGUCGAAUGGACAGGUGACUCUUACCUUGUUGCUGGUACUGAUGGUGUGGGAACCAAACUCAAGCUAGCAUUUGAGACCGGAAUCCAUGAAACUAUUGGGAUUGAUCUUGUUGCAAUGAGUGUCAAUGACAUUGUUACUUCUGGAGCAAAGCCAUUAUUUUUCCUUGAUUAUUUUGCAACAAGUCACCUUGAUGUUGACCUUGCUGAGAAGGUUAUAAAAGGCAUUGUAGAUGGUUGUCAACAAUCUGACUGCACUCUGUUGGGUGGAGAGACUGCAGAGAUGCCAGAUUUUUAUGCAGAGGGUGAGUACGAUCUUAGUGGCUUUGCAGUAGGCAUUGUUAAAAAGGAUUCAGUUAUUGAUGGAAAAAACAUUGUGGCUGGAGAUGUACUGAUUGGCCUACCUUCUAGUGGAGUCCAUUCCAAUGGUUUCUCUCUUGUCAGACGGGUUUUGGCUCGAAGUGGCCUUUCUUUAGAAAAUCAACUUCCUGGCGCAGCAGUUACAUUAGGUGAAGCAUUGAUGGCACCAACUGUUAUAUAUGUUAAGCAGGUGCUAGAUUUAAUUAGCAAGGGAGGGGUGAAGGGAAUAGCGCACAUCACAGGUGGUGGUUUCACAGACAAUAUACCUCGAGUGUUUCCAAAAGGCCUUGGUGCUGUUAUUUACAAGGAUUCUUGGGAGGUUCCAGCUGUGUUCAAAUGGAUACAACAGGCUGGAAAAAUUGAAGAUGCUGAGAUGAGGCGGACUUUUAACAUGGGCAUUGGCAUGGUUCUCAUUGUAAGUCAGGAGGCAUCUCGCAGAAUACUUGAAGAUGGAAAUGGUGCUUACAAAACCCAUCGCAUUGGUGAAGCUGUGACUGGAGAAGGAGUGAGCUAUCACUAGAAAGUGUAGCAGUAGCUUGUGUUGUAACAUGUUGUGACAUAUUUAUUUCUCUCUUAAUUGGAACGAGAUGUGCGCUUGCGGCUUUUUGGUUUGUCCCAUAGUCCAACUAGUGGACAAUGCAAGUUUCAUUUGACAUAGUUAUUCAUCGGUAAUAUGAGUUUGGAUAAACAAGUCGUGUGGAGUUCUCGAAAAAAUUCAUAAAAGUGCUGAAUUAAGGUUGGCUCAGCAGGCUCUCCAAAAGUUUUCAUCCAGUUGUAAAUCUGAGACUGUUAAUAACAAGUCUUUCUUUCUUUAAUCA
This is a messenger RNA of Theobroma umbraticum, 1349 nucleotides long. It is a transcript of the gene PUR5, whose product is annotated as phosphoribosylformylglycinamidine cyclo-ligase, chloroplast / phosphoribosyl-aminoimidazole synthetase / AIR synthase (PUR5). Gene Ontology annotation, biological process: adenine biosynthetic process; 'de novo' IMP biosynthetic process. Gene Ontology annotation, cellular component: cytosol. NCBI's taxonomy places the organism in Eukaryota, Viridiplantae, Streptophyta, Magnoliopsida, Malvales, Malvaceae. The record is from RefSeq and is a predicted model, not a curated record. Gene Ontology annotation, molecular function: phosphoribosylformylglycinamidine cyclo-ligase activity; phosphoribosylamine-glycine ligase activity.